Molecule: messenger RNA, 2155 nt
Organism: Mugil cephalus (flathead mullet)
Lineage: Eukaryota; Metazoa; Chordata; Actinopteri; Mugiliformes; Mugilidae
Product: ankyrin repeat domain-containing protein 61-like
Exons: 5
Coding region: 887-2110 (407 amino acids)
Biological process (GO): positive regulation of transcription by RNA polymerase II
Cellular component (GO): nucleus
Molecular function (GO): protein binding; transcription cis-regulatory region binding
Source: RefSeq, a predicted model, not a curated record
AUAUUAGAUGGACUAAAUAUGAUUUGGCUUCCAACUCGAAGAUAGUUACUAUACAAGUGUCAUGCACAAACUGUAUGAAGCAACUUUACUAUGGAGAGAUGACUCAGCCUUUUUAUAGUAGAACACAGGAACAACUCAUGUCAAAUCAUUUCCUGCCUCCAAAUUAAAGAAGCAGGUUCCUAUAGUGCAACAAUUGUUCUGCUUUCCUAAAACUGAAACACCGCAGGGACAUAAACGCAACCAGUGCAACCGGUUCAGUUCCUCAAAGUGUCUCUUGAUAGUCUGGCACUUGUUCGUUAGUUUUAAUGUUGUCUUCAAGUUUUGUUUUCAGUUCAUUCUACGUUGAUUCUGUUUCCAGUGGGUUGGUUGGUUUGAAUAGUUUUUUUUUUGUUUUAGUUUCAGUUUUAUUUCAGAAUUAAAUUUUAUGAAGGCAACCGAGACACAGACUUAAUAAACAUUUGCUCCAGGUGUCCACGCAUACAAUAUAGUUUCAAUUUGUGUUUUGUUUUUACUUUCAGUCAGCUCAAAACUUUUUAGUUUUAGCAAACUAGUAGCAGCUUCAUAACCCCAUUUGGGCCCCACGUGCGGCAAGAAGUUAUCAGUUGUGACAGGAAGGCUGUACAUCAAAGUGAGACACCUAACGCUCAAGCCUACGCGAGGCCACGCCUCGAAAACCAACCACCAAAAACAGAAGCGGCCGCUGAAAACACCAAAAAUAGAGAAGAGGAGGUGAGUGCCAUAAUAACAGACACUCCUCUGAGAAAUGUACGGUUGCAUUAAAAAACCUGACCAACCAGAUUCAAACAUCACACACCUCCAGGCAGACUGAACACAGAAAGCUGUCAAACUACGAUGCCUGGUCACGUUGAAGGAACGCAAAGAAGAUAUGGACACGAAAGGUAACCACUUCAAGGUGUGUAAGAACGAAUUUUACUCCGCGAUUAUCGAUGAAGAUUUGGGACGCUUAACAGACCUGCUGAAGAAGUACUGGAGCAACUUUGUCAGUGAGAUACAAGGCGGCCCAUCGGGAGAAUCUCCAUGGAAGGGCGUUGCUACACUUCCCCUCCAUCUGGCUGUCUCUUACAGGAGACUAAAGAGCGUGCAGAGUCUGCUCUCAGCAGGGAUGGACACUGAAAUGAGGGAUCGAUUUGGUCAGACCCCUCUACACUUGCUGAUAAGUUGCUGGCAGAGCAUCCCGCCCUCCCUGGCUGAUCCUCAAUCCAAGUUUCACACAGUUAUGAUUGGCAUGCGCAGACAGGCAGAGGCCUGUUUACGUCUCCUCUGUGAGCACGGUGCUAACGUCAAUGCAGAGGAGGGAAAAAGUCAGCAGACGCCUCUCCACAUGUCAGUACGCCACAACGCUCUCUCUGCCAUCCAGAUUCUGUCCAGCUACGGUGCCAACGUGAACGCUGUGAGCUGCAGCGGGAUGACCGCCCUACACAUGGCUGCCGGAGUUCUCCGUAAGGAUAUCAUCGUCAGCCUGAUACGGCAGGGGGCGGACGUUAACAUGAGGUCGCAGCAGUCUGGAAACACUCCUCUGCACCUAGCUGUCGGGGCAGUGGCCAUGAAGACCACCAGGAUCCUAGAGGACGACAUCAGCUGCAUCACAGAGUUGACCGAGCGGGGGGCGGAGCCCAACAUAGCCAACGCGGCUGGAAUGACGCCUUUGCAGGAGGCGUGCAGCAUGGGCAACGCGCAGCUGGUGGACCUGCUGCUGAGGUACGGAGCCGACAUCAACAAACUGAGCCACGCGGGGGAGAGCUGCCUGUUCCUGUUCCUGAACCGCAGGGCCAAUUUAAAGAACGGCUCCCUGCUGGUGAAACUCCUCAACCUGACCUCGCCGCUCACCAUCCACAACCGGAGCGGCCACCUGCCCUCCACCCUGACGCUGCCGUGCUUCUUCAAAGAGAGGGACCAACUACUGAAACUCACCGAGCAGCCAAAACGACUUCAGGAUAUUUGCAAGAGUCACAUUUAUCUGAGGCACGUCGAAGGCAAAGCGGGGGAACUGAGAGAGGUCCUGCCUACGAGGCUGUAUGACUUUGUCCUCAACCACUGGGAGAAUAUAUACAACAUCUCCUUUGUGACAGAUGGAGAAGAGAGUGUCUGACAUGUGCAAGUAUCAUUAAUGAAAGUUAGCACCCUUACCUUCAGG